AUGUCACAGCAAGAGCACCAGAUGUCGGCCACCGACAUCCGGAAGUCAGUCAGAGACUUGGUCACUCUCAGGGGUGGCGCGAACAUCUCCAUUGCAACCCAAGAUUCCAAUUUCCGACAGGAGGCUUACAAACACACACUCAACUACCUCUUCGACUGGGCCGACUAUCACCCCAAUGGCUUCACGGAGUGGUACGUCGAGAACAUCGACAUGCUGCGCCAUACGGAGGGAUACGCGCGGCCCGAGGGCAGCCUCACCGGUCACAAGGGCAUUGCGGUGGCCUUUCAGAAAUUGGAUCGCCUGCACCGAACGGCCGUGCCCAUCAUCAUCCUCAUCGACCGCGGCCGCAUCACCUGUCACGUCGAAGUUUUCCUGCGCUCCAAGGACAGUCUCGGAUUCACAAAGACCACGUACGUCUUCAUUCUCGAUCUCGACAGCAGCUGCAGGUUCCGGCGCGUCGAGCAACGCAUCAUUCGAGAGACGAAAUUCCACAUGGACGAGCUUGACAAGAUGUUGGAGGAUUCGAAGAGCAGGCGCAUCUACCAAUCCUUCUGA
Colletotrichum chrysophilum is the source of this 555-nucleotide messenger RNA. RefSeq lists its product as uncharacterized. Lineage: Eukaryota; Fungi; Ascomycota; Sordariomycetes; Glomerellales; Glomerellaceae. The coding region runs from base 1 to 555 and encodes 184 amino acids. The transcript has a single exon. The record is from RefSeq and is a predicted model, not a curated record.